This is a messenger RNA of Cercospora beticola, 2271 nucleotides long. RefSeq lists its product as uncharacterized. NCBI's taxonomy places the organism in Eukaryota, Fungi, Ascomycota, Dothideomycetes, Mycosphaerellales, Mycosphaerellaceae. Gene Ontology annotation, cellular component: endoplasmic reticulum membrane. The record is from RefSeq and is a predicted model, not a curated record. Gene Ontology annotation, biological process: nuclear membrane fusion involved in karyogamy; karyogamy involved in conjugation with cellular fusion.
AUGGCCGUGAUAACGACCUUGGUUCUCUCAGCCCUUUGCGCGGGAACUGUCACCGCAGGCAUGGACUGGGGUUUCGGUGCAGCACUCGUUGCCACUCGUGCACCAGUCAAUGUCAAGUCUGAGCAAAGCACCACUUCCACUACGUUUUCGGGCACUUUGGCCGAAGUGAUGGCCCAGCUCGAAGAAAUCCGCCAGAUGCCUCGUUGCAAGCAGGCGGCAGCAAAAGACCUCGUCCACUACUGCGCCACCCAUGAUCCAGCAGGUACGCAAUCGGCACACAGCACUCAGGCCGAGCUGGAAAUCUACAAGCAGCUAUUCGCUAUUCGCAUAACUCACUGCGAGCUUGAAAGUGCUGGGCAGUCUUUGCCUUCUGCCUGCGAUCAGAUUGUCGCUGACCGGUGCGCUACGAGCGAGUGCCAGACUGGAAGUUGCCUCGCAGCUCUCUUUCCAGAGACCAACGCGUGGACGACCUACAUGACUCAGACGAACAAUGGCCAUGUCAUGUGCCACGCCAUGAGAGCCGAGCAUGACAAGGAAGAGAAAAUUCGCCUGCUCAAGUUUCUCAUCGAGAGAACAUCAGACAUCGGCUCUGCCCUCGAAAUGAGCCAACAGAACCUCGAGCACCUCACUCAGACGCUCCAUGAUGUCAAGCACUCCACCCGUAUCUUCUACGAUGAUAUGACUAACAGUACCCGGGACCUCCAAUCUGAAAUCAAACAAUCAUUCAACGAGAUUCACAAGGACACUUCUGGCAUCUCCGGUGUUGUUCAGUCCAUCUACUCCUCCAUGGACCAGGCGAAGAAGCAUCUCGAUGAGUACACUGCUGAGGUCUUACAUCAAGCUCGGGCUAUGACUGCGCAGAAGGAUGACGAGUCGAGAGAGCAACUUGCACAAUUUCAGUCCAAGAUGGAGGCUGUCCGCAAUGUCUAUGAAUACGAAUUCCAACGUGGCCUCACGGACCUCAGCAAGCAGAUAUUUGCGCUCACCGAUAGUAUGGAGAUCGCAGGUGCCGUCACAGGUCAAAUGCUGAACAAUUUCGACACCCUUGACAGCCAUUUGGACAAUUCGAAUCAGAAGAUGGGCGACCUUCUCGUGCAAAUGAACAACGCCAGUGACAUUCAGGAGCGGGCGACUGCACAGAUUCAGGACGCUCUCGACCCCAUCGUGCACGAACUACAAGGCUUCCGCGAGACGGUUGGGUGGCUGAUAUUCUGGCCCAAAACUAUUCGCAGGACCGUGAAGUUCUUGCGCGGGCCGGACGUGCAGUUGUUCAUGAAAUCAUACGGUCUAAUUUUGCCAUUCGCUGCGAUGGCUUGCUGGAUAAUGGGGUCUGGCUCUGCAAUCGCGCUACUUGGUACAUGUUGCCUUGCACUGUUCAUUACGAUGACCAAUUCUCUUCGCGUCACACAAGACAGCGUUGACGCCCAUGCGUCAUUCUACUGCAAAGCAUCACCAUAUGUCGUUAAUCUUGCUUAUUUGGUGGCCGGUGCUGUCAUUGCGACCGUCAUCUGCCGCUCUUACUUCCGCCCCAAAUACGAUCCAGCUGCCCAGCUGGAUCCGUACACUGGUCUAGACGACCUGGACAUCGCAGAGCAGAAACAGAACCGCAGCCGUUUUUGAUCGCCUGAUUACGAACAUCACAUCGCCACAAAGCAUGCUACGAAGUGCUGCGGCAUGCUAAAUCAUGCCAAAAUACGCCACGACACGCAACGACAUACUUUGAAAUGCUACGACAUGAUACGACAUCCACGACUUACACUUCACGACUCAGUACAUGCGACGCAAAUCCAGACAUCACUUACGACGUCUGGUAAUCAGUAGCUACGUUUCUCGAACAUCUACGACAUCAGGAGAAGCAUAUCAGUCGGGUUGUUUUGCUUUCUAGGGCGCGAUCCCGCCCGUACGCGGCAUACGACAUCUUAUUGGAGCAUAAGGAGGAAGAAAAGAGUUAUGAAGCAAGAGCAUCGUUUUUGACAAACUGCCAAAGCUAGCGCGAGAUACCCCAUCAUGUUUUUUUGUUUUAGAAAAGUCGUUAAAAUCAACGUCAGGAUUUACUUCCGAUGCAUGCUAUCUUGUUACUUGUCACCGUCUGCUAUGAGUAGGGUAAGUGAUCGAGCUGACUACUGUGGUUAUGCUGUCGCUCCAACCUCAAUUUGGCUAGGAGCGGAAGUGCUGCCAUGGCUUCGCGAAAUAUCAUCAUUAACACGUUCAGCUGUGUCGCAACCUUCUGCGUCGACAUGGGCAUCUGUGGUCUUCUUGUGCUCCCUCUCU